AUGCUUCAGGUUCAUCAUUAGGGGUGGAUAAACUGAUCCUGAAUCGGUUUCUGAGAAUGGAAAAUACUCAGAGCAACUACGAGAAAUCGAUACUAGGUUGUAGUCUGUGGUAACUGAUAGUAAUCAACCGGGUAUGUUUGAAACGUAAAAACAACUGAGCGCUGAGCGAAGUUAGCACAGGCAAACUAAUGUAGCCGACAGGACUGAGAUACUCUUGUAGCUAGGGACUUCAGUACAACACAGACUGUAACAGCUACCUGGGUUUAAUAGCUACCUGAUAUUUAUACAACUUUCUAAGUACGGUUUCUCUGAAAUUUUGUAGCAAACUGUUAUCACACUCUGGCAAUUAAUUGCCUAUGUAACUAGCUAGUUUCUUAGUAUUAGCAAUGGAUGUAUGCGGCUUUGCGUACCUUCUGUUGUGUACGUGUGUGGCGUUGAGUAAGCCCACUUUAAAGAAAGAAAGGGUUCACCAUGAGCCCGAACUGAGCCGACAGCCACACGAGGACAAUCAGAGCUACCGGUAUGACCAUGAGGCCUUUUUAGGCAAAGAAGAGGCCACUACUUUUGAUCAGUUGACCCCGGAGGAGAGCAAAGAGAGGCUUGGGAAAAUUGUGGACCGGAUAGAUAAUGACAGGGAUGGCUACAUCACAACCAGCGAACUUAAAACCUGGAUCAAAAGGGUGCAGAAGCGUUAUGUUUAUGAGAACGUGGCCAGAGUCUGGUCUGAUUAUGACCUCAACAAAGACAACCAGAUCUCAUGGGAGGAGUACAAAAAAGCAACAUAUGGAUACUAUCUUGCCAAUCCGGAGGAGUUUGAAGAUGCCACUGAUCAGUUCAGCUUCAAGAAGAUGCUGCCUCGCGAUGAGAGGAGGUUCAAGGCAGCCGACCUUGACGGUGACCUGGCAGCCAGCCGUGAAGAAUUCACAGCUUUCCUCCACCCCGAGGAAUUUGAGCACAUGAAAGAUAUUGUGGUCCUUGAAACACUGGAAGACAUAGACAAGAAUGAGGAUGGAUACGUGGAUGAGGAUGAGUAUAUAGCUGACAUGUUUGCACAUGAAGAGGGGGGGCCAGAACCAGACUGGGUUAGGACUGAGCGAGACCAGUUUUCUGACUUCCGGGACAUCAAUAAGGACGGGAAGAUGGAUAAGGAGGAGAUUCGGCACUGGAUCCUCCCUCAGGACUACGACCACGCCCAAGCCGAGGCCAGACACCUGGUGUAUGAGUCUGAUGUGGACAAGGAUCAGAUGCUGACCAAAGAGGAGAUCCUGGAUAACUGGAACAUGUUUGUGGGCAGCCAGGCCACCAAUUACGGAGAGGACCUGACCAAGAACCACGAUGAGUUGUGAUGUCUGGCAUAGUGUGAUGCGGCGACUCGCCCAUGUCUGCCGUGUCUCCUUGCUACCAUCAACUCCUGGCUGCAGGCAGCGACAAUGAUUCUGGGAUGGCUGCAGGACUCCACCACAGUGCUGCCCAGAGAAAGAGGGGCUGUGCGGCCUAUUUGCACCUUUGAUAAAGCUGUGUCUGCAUUUUUCUCUCUGUGAGAUAGUCAAGGAAGUACAGCAGUUUCCACAAGGAAUGCUGCUACCCACAAUUGAGACCUCUUUUAAAGCCAUCGAAAGGGUAACAUUGUGUCUACAAGCCUCAUGAUUGUUUUAGGCCUAUGUGUUAAUGUAAUUUCACAAACUGAAUUAUUAUAUUGUGCUUGAGUUUUGUGUAAGCACAAUGAGAAUGUAGAGGA
Megalops cyprinoides (Indo-Pacific tarpon) is the source of this 1738-nucleotide messenger RNA. RefSeq names its product reticulocalbin 1, EF-hand calcium binding domain (gene rcn1). Gene Ontology annotation, cellular component: endoplasmic reticulum. The transcript has 6 exons. The record is from RefSeq and is a predicted model, not a curated record. Gene Ontology annotation, molecular function: calcium ion binding. The coding region runs from base 387 to 1346 and encodes 319 amino acids. NCBI's taxonomy places the organism in Eukaryota, Metazoa, Chordata, Actinopteri, Elopiformes, Megalopidae.